AUGGACGUCAGCCCGAUUGUUUUACCUCUGGCAUUUCCGUCUGGUGGUCUAACUUCAAGCAACGAUGAUGUUGGCAAACAUUUAAUUUCUUGGAGCUGCUCGUCUUCUUCUCCUACUCGUCUGGUUGCCUGGGGAUAUUCCUCAAACGCGUCCGCAUUUCCUUCCAUCCCUGAAUCUAUAGGACACUAUCAAGGCGUAGCAAUUGGAUGCGAAGAUGGCUCAAUCUACAUUUUCCAUCCGUUAACAUUUCCUGACCGCCGAAAACGCAGUUCAAUUGACAGUAAGAGCGCGGAAACCCACGGGUCUUCACGUCCAACUAGUCCAUUAAGAUAUUCGGGUUUGAAUCGCCCACACUCACACUCUAGGUCUGGCUCCCCAUCAUCCACGAAAUCAGGUCUGUCUCCGUUUCAUGUAACACGCUCCCGCGUCGUAUCAUGCAUUUCGACGGAGCAGGUCGAGGCCCCGAAGAAUUAUGUCGAUUUUGAAGACGAACCUGAUCGGCUCAAGGGAAUGUUGAAAGGGAGAAGCGCGAAAGAGAAAUCUUUUGGUGAAUUGUUGACGAUCGGUGGUGAACGGACGUCACAAACCACAAGUGGUCGCAACCCAGCAGCUCUCUCUUCCACUUCAUCCGUCAGAUCAAGUGUUUCCACCCCACCAUCCCCUACGUUGGCCCCUGUUUCUGCAAUUGAAGCAACGGGACCGGUCACUUCUUUGUCUCUCAAAUGUCAUGUCAUGCCUCAAUUUGGAGGGGUCAUGCACUCUGUCGCAGCACUAUUGGAUUACCAAAUUGGUCGUUAUAUCAUUUCCUUACAGCGGACAGGGGAAAUUACUAUACUUUCCAGCGUCGACGGUACAUGUGUUGCAUCUGCCCAUGCCUCUGAUGAGGGGGCUUCUCCACCUUCAAGCAGCAGACGCAUAUCUGUUAUUCCUACAAUCUGGCAAUGGAAAAGCCUUCAUCUUGCAUCAAUUAGAGAGUCCAAUAUAUUGUUGCUUUGCGCAUCGAGUGAUUCUUCAUCUUCUGCAAACCAGAUGCUUGAUGUGCCUACCGGAGAUUCUGAAGCUGAGACACGCCUAGUCGCAUUUGAACUCCAAGCUGGUACCCAAAUCGACAGUAGUCAGAUGAGGCUAUUGCGUAUUGGCGAUUGGUACAUGGAUGGUCCGGCGGAAGCCAUGGUAUUUCACGAAGAGGCAGAUGCAUCUUUGGCUCUGUUCCAUAUCUCGUCUACGCAUCACCUCAUGCGACGGUCAUUGACAUUAGCGAUCCCUGGUUCGCCGGCAGAUCUUGAGAAGAUUAAAUCAAGCUCAAGUACAGCUUUGCCCAUUCCUAACCCAUUUAAAGCGCUGAAGGCGCUUUCGCGAGAAGAACAAGGUUCAGAUGACGGAGUGGAAAGCACCUACACACUACGACUCAGCGACGCAAGCGAUCUCGGUAUUAUUCAAAUACACGGAUCGGUAACAGGCGUGCGUUCUAUGUUUUUUGGCGACACGCUUCGCAUAGCAUGUUGGUCGGAUACGGAGUUAACGACAUUCGAUGUCUGUGAUCAGUCACUCAAAUUCCUGUUUACGCAUCUAUUCGCGGAAAUUUGUGGUUUAAAUUGGACGGACGUAGAUUCCUUCAUAGUAAUGCUCCCAGAAGGUUUAAAAACCUACCGCAUCGUGGCGGUUGAUGAAAACACCGAUGAUGUUUCACCUGGGGCCUCCAGAAAUGUGAUUCAACGCACUCGACCGGUCAUAGUACGGAGCAUUGAACUUUCGUCUCAUGACUGUUGUCCGUUACUUUUUGGAGACCACGUCUUCUUGACUGGAACUAAGCAAGAAAAGAGAUAUAUUUCGCACAUACCUCUCGAUGUCUUGGACGAACAAGUUCAUCCUCGCACUUUGUGGAAGAUGCGUGAAUAUCAUUAUGCCGCUCCUCACAUCACAUGCAUGCUCCCUAUCGACCUGGAUCUCAUCAUAGUAGGUCUUAGUGACGGUCGUCUCCGACGCUCAUCCUUCGCCCAGUUAUCAGGCAAGUCAGUCACACCGACCUCUUUAGAGUCCGACGUUCCCCUACAAGGAUUCAUAACUUCGCUGCAUAUUGUUGAGGACGAGAGAACAAGGGAGAAGUUCAUUGUGGGUGGAGCUGACGAUGGUUCUAUUGCAAUUUGGUCCCUCCAGCAAGUAUAUGCGACUUUCUCGCUCCAACUCCAUGCACGGUGGAUUGUGUUUACAACGCCUCUCGCCCAAGUCAUACAGAUAUCCGGCGACCACGUUGGUCGCCUGAAAGGCUGUUCGCUAUGUAUUUCCCAGGACGGGACGAUCGCAAUCAUUACCGUAGACGGCUAUCAAUUCAUUAUUCUUGUCCCCGCAUCAGCGGCGCCCUUGAGCAGGAUCCAUGUGGGAGAUGACAACAUCUUGCUUCUAUAUUCAGAUGGUCGAGCGCGAUUAUGGGACUCCAAGACUAUGGAAUUUCGGCGGUCGAUGAAUGCAGACAAAGCCGAUGAACUCUUGAAGCAAGACGGAUGGAACGGAUGGUCCGCUGGUCCAACGACCUCACCGUCAAAAGCUAUACUCUCAAUCAUGGGGAGCACUGUCGGACCUGACUCAGAAGCAUUCAUUCGAGCUUGUAUUGCUUCAGGGCCAGUUGCCUCUAGCGCAGAUCGCUCGCACACUGAUCAUCUCCGUUCAAUGCUGUCUGUUCUUCUAACUUUUGGUCUCAGCGGGCAGAUCGAUAUCAUGUGUCGCGAGAAGCUGAAAGUCGAUACAGCUUACGGCCUUGUAGGAUACGCAAGUCAGCUAACCGCAUGUCUCUUCACUCGACUCGAUCCUUUGGAUGCAUGGACAGUGUCGUCUGAAGUGUCAGCUUCGCGCUCUUUAGCACUGGUUGCUGUGUUACAGGCACUCAUCCAUAGGGAAGGCCUGGAAGACAAUUCGGAUGUAGAUACUGUGAUGACAUUCUACGUGACUUCCUUGCCCGAAGUCGUCGGGCCGGCGUACAAAUCGCCGAGCCUGUCGUAUUUAGCAAAGUGCUGGCUGCAAUCCACCGUUCCUGAAAUUAGGGCUGCGGCACGUUUGUUGUUCGAAGUUGGUGUGAUGCGACUAUCGAACAACGAUACUGCCCAGAUCGUGGAAUACUGGCAACAUAACCUACCUAGUACACGAUCUCACGCAGAACCUGAGUCCUUGUCUGAUUCCAUGGCUCUGCUCAUUUGCGGAUUCAUAGCAGUGGAGAAGUACAGUCUCCUUUCUACCAGUGUUCUCAUUGAGAUCUCAAAGUCAAUUGCUUCAUACCUCCACGACGAGGAAUCGCCCUAUCGGUUCCUUGCUAUUGAUUUAUGUUCUCGGGGCUUCCCUGUAUGGCAACAGUAUGUCGACGCCGUGGAAAUGCUCCGGGCUUUGUUCAUCCUUGCGACAACGACGCGAAAGGAAGCCAUCUCUCUUCAUAACCUUGGACUUCAGGCUCGUUCCGCUGUUUUGUACAUUGCUUCGACGAACACACCACUCUUCAUGACCACAUUAACGAUUGAUAUCUUGCAUCCACGAAGCGUGCAACAUCGGAAGUCGAUAAUGCAACUAGUCAUAUUCUUAAUCCGAAAGAAACCACUCGUAUUAUACAGUAACCUUCCCCGACUUGUGGAAGCAGUCGUGAAGUCACUGGAUCCCAAUUCGACGCACAACCGGGAUGCAGUGCUGGACUCGGCAACAGAUAUUCUUGGGCAUGUUGUACAGACGUUCCCAACUGUGGACUUCCAUAUGCCUACCCAACGUCUCGCUGUUGGCACGAGCGAAGGUGCUGUUGUCAUGUACGACUUGAAGACGGCGACUCGUCUGUAUGUAUUGGAAGGUCACAAGAAGCGGACGGCAGGGUUGAGCUUCUCUCCUGAUGGCCGGCGACUUGUGACAGUCUCUCUGGAGGAGUCGGCCGUCCUGGUCUGGAAGGUCGGUUCGAGCUUCACGAGUUUCUUCACCCCUGGAGCCCCCCCGCGGCAAGGGCACAACGGAUCUGAGCCCUACAAGACGCUUAACUUCAACGUAGGGGAGGAAGCUCGUAUGACUCUUGCGGCUACGUUGGAUAACAUUCGGUUUGAAUGGCCUGCGGAUCGCAGUAAAGUGGUCAGGCGAUAUUUCCUCAACCACCUAGAGCACAUAGUAACCGUGUCACUCAAAGGAAAGCGAACUCAUGACGAAAGCGCUAUCACUGGCGAUCCUGUAGCGUCAUUGCGUGUCGUUAGGGAUGUAUUGUUGCAUAAGACACGCCAUAAUCCAGUCGAAGAACAUUCAACCAAAGAUAAUGGUGCUGUUUCGGCACUGUCAAAACCUAAACGCGGAAAACUUCAUCCCGACAUGGUUCGCCGUGUAGAUAUCGACCCGCAUCCUGUUGAUCCUGUGGGCAAGUCUAUCUUUCGCGAAGUCCGUGAGGAUAUCGGCCCUCAAGCAUGUAGCUCUUCGGUCCCUUUCCCAUGCGUCAGCGGUGGGCGGAUGAGCCCCUGCUCCCACAGAUCGCCAUCUCCGAGCGUGGGCGAACCUGACGAGUUUGGUGGCUUUCCUGGUCCCCCGCGUAUCGUUUCACAUGUGCUCAAGGCGACAUUUCCCGGGCUGCAUCGCCGACUAAAGCGAUCGUUUACCAUGCCGAGGACUGAAACGCUAAUCCCACAAGUUAAUAGAGCGGAGUUGGGUUCGCAGCCCCCAUCGAACCUUCCUAACUCAAAGCAUGUCUCGUAUCUACCGUUCAAGGCCAUAGUUAGCAGAAAUUCAGCUUUCAGCCAAUUAUCGACAGAACAUCUUGAGGAGCUCGGUGGGAUCGAGUACCGUGCAUUAACAGCGCUGCUAUGGAUCGUUCCAUUGUAUUACUUUGGGAUACUUACGAUCUCCUUCAUCGUAAUUGCACCCUACAUGAGUCUACCUCGCUGGGCACCUAUUCUUGUACCACCUGAGCAGCAUCGAGUAAUUAAUCCAGUAUGGUUUUCAGCUUUCCAGGUUGUUGGGGCGUGGGCAAAUACCGGGAUGUCGCUUGUCGACCAAAACAUGAUACCAUUCCGUGAGGCAUACCCUAUGAUCAUAUUUCUCGUCAUCUGUGUCCUCGCCGGGAACUCUGCAUUCCCUGUAUUUUUGCGGUUCAUGAUCUGGGUCCUAUCCAAAAUUUGCCCAGUGGAUUCUCGCAUAAAUGAGACGCUGCAAUUCCUUCUGGAUCAUCCCCGACGUUGCUUCAUUUAUCUCUUCCCAUCUAGCCAAACUUGGAUACUCUUUACGAUCCAAUUCUCCAUCGACCUAAUCGCUUUUGUAGCUGAGUUGGUACUCAAUAUCAACAACCCGGAAAUCGAUUCGAUUCCAACUGGAGUCAGGGUUAUCAAUGCUCUGCUCGCGGCCGCAGCUGUGCGAAGCUCAGGCUUUCAGUCCAUCGCUGUGUCGUCUCUUGCUCCUGCAGUUCAAGUUCUCGAUGUUAUCCUCAUGUACAUCACCAUCUAUCCGAUUGCACUGAGUGUCCGCUCGACAAACGUCUACGAGGAACGGGCGUUGGGUAUCUACAAGCAUAGAGACCGCGAAGAUGAGUACAUAUUGGACGAAGCUCAUUGGAACGCCGGACAGGAAUCCCGCGUGGCGAUUUGGGGCCGGUAUCUCCUGCGGCAUGCUCGAAAGCAACUUUCGUUUGACAUGUGGUGGCUGGCGCUAUCUCUAUUUUUGCUCUGCAUCAUCGAGCGCACGCCGCUGGCGGCUACCUAUAAUGCCGUCUGGUUCAAUAUAUGGUCGCUCAUCUUCGAGCUCGUAUCUGCCUAUGGCACAGUCGGGCUGUCGCUCGGCAUCCCUUACGCGAACUACUCUUUUUCGGGCGCACUGCACACACUGUCCAAGCUGAUUUUGUGCGCGGUCAUGAUCCGCGGUAGACAUCGUGGGCUGCCCGUUGCGUUGGACCGCGCCGUCCUGCUUCCUCGCGAAUUCGCGCGAAAAUCAAGUACAGUCACUGAAACGCAUCGCGACGAGAAUGUGUGUGGGACAUCUGAGAAGGCGCGCGAUGAUAGCCAGCAAGAUGUUCCGCAGUUGAAGGAUCGCACAAGCACACUGAGUUUUGCUGAGGAUCCGAAGCGGGGGCUAGGCAAGGGGACUCAUUCUGCGGACCGUAUAUCAGAAGUCGAGUGGGAGGAUGGGUCAUGA
Molecule: messenger RNA, 6129 nt
Organism: Fibroporia radiculosa
Lineage: Eukaryota; Fungi; Basidiomycota; Agaricomycetes; Polyporales; Fibroporiaceae
Exons: 33
Coding region: 1-6129 (2042 amino acids)
Biological process (GO): potassium ion import across plasma membrane; intracellular potassium ion homeostasis
Cellular component (GO): plasma membrane
Molecular function (GO): high-affinity potassium ion transmembrane transporter activity; protein binding
Source: RefSeq, a predicted model, not a curated record